Rotaria sp. Silwood1 is the source of this 393-nucleotide messenger RNA. NCBI's taxonomy places the organism in Eukaryota, Metazoa, Rotifera, Eurotatoria, Philodinida, Philodinidae. The record is from the annotation of a GenBank genome assembly.
AUGUUUAAUGAAUUAAAUUUGAAGUCAAGAGUGUCUGACAGUUUAACAGGAACAAGAAACGUUGAUGCUGACAUGAGUUCAGAAUCAGAUGAUUAUGAAUAUGAAAAUAAGGAUGAUGAAGACAACGAUUAUAAUAAUAGUAGUGAUGAAGAUGAGGAUGCUGCACCUGAUAAUGAAGAAAAUGCUAAACGUGUUCAAUGUAUAAAAACAAUAUUUUCUGGAACAUGUAUCAAUGAUACAAUUAAUCGUGAUUUAGCAAACUCAUAUUUCAAAGUGAAAAUUAAUGAUACGACGAAAUUGUUACAUAAACAGUCAGUAGUAUGGCUGUUGACUGACAAACAUGAGCGUCUGUCAACCGAUAGGUUCUCACGAGUUAUGGAAGGAAGCAAGUAA